Molecule: messenger RNA, 329 nt
Organism: Funneliformis caledonium
Lineage: Eukaryota; Fungi; Glomeromycota; Glomeromycetes; Glomerales; Glomeraceae
Source: the annotation of a GenBank genome assembly
UCAAGAGUAUAGUUCGUAAAAAGAAUAAAAGACAUCUUGCAAUAACAGAUACGGAAUUACAAGAACUUAUUCGUCAAGGUCUAGUAGUUGAUGAAGUUUAUGAACUUGAAAACCAAUGCGAUAAUCCAAGAGAAAAAGUAUAUCACGCUUUAAUGAGAGAACUUUUUGGUAUGAAGGCAUUUUGUAAAUCAUUCAUUCAAGCUAGUCUUAUUUCUAAGGCGCAAUAUUUUGGAAAUAAGAUAGAUCAACACAUAGCCAAUUUUAUUAUUCAAAUAGGUGAGGGUAAAAAAGGAUGGUUAAACCAUGAAUCAGUUAUAACAUUGUGUUAG